CCCUUCAUUUAUUAGAGUAAUAGAAGGAGAGAGAGAUUAGAUUUGGUUCGUCAGCCCCAAACCUGUUUGGUAUUAUUAUUAUUAUUAAUAUUAGGUUUCUAUAAAAAAGAUGUCUCCGGCCGAAUCGUCUCGGGAGGAAAAUGUCUACAUGGCCAAAUUGGCUGAGCAGGCUGAACGGUAUGAGGAGAUGGUGGAGUUCAUGGAGAGCGUAGCAAAGACGGUGGACGAUGAGGAACUAACCGUAGAGGAGAGAAACCUUCUCUCUGUGGCUUACAAGAACGUGAUUGGAGCAAGGAGGGCUUCAUGGCGGAUCAUUUCCUCCAUUGAGCAGAAAGAAGAAAGCCGCGGAAAUGAAGAGCAUGUGGCUGCUAUCAAGGUAUACAGGGCGAAGAUUGAAUCAGAACUCAGCAAGAUCUGUGAUGGGAUCAUGGGACUUCUGGAGUUGCAUUUAAUACCAUCAUCGACAACUGCGGAGUCCAAGGUCUUCUACCUCAAGAUGAAAGGUGAUUACCACAGGUACCUGGCUGAGUUUAAGACUGGUGCUGAGAGGAAGGAAGCUGCCGAGAGCACUUUGUUGGGUUACAAGUCUGCUCAGGACAUUGCUCUGGCUGAAUUGGCUCCCACUCACCCGAUUAGGCUGGGGCUUGCUCUUAAUUUUUCAGUUUUCUAUUACGAAAUUCUGAACUCACCUGAUCGUGCUUGCAGUCUUGCAAGGCAGGCUUUUGAUGAGGCUAUUUCUGAGCUGGAUACUUUGGGCGAGGAAUCUUACAAGGAUAGCACAUUGAUCAUGCAACUUCUCCGAGAUAAUUUGACAUUGUGGACCUCUGACAUCACAGAGGAUGCCGGAGACGAAAUCAAAGAAGCUACUAAGAAAGAAUCAGAAGAUGGGCAGUAGUGAUGAAUCCAUCUGGACUCGAAGCAAUAUUCAAGGACUGGGUUUGCUGUGCAGAUGGUCCCUGUAUUUUUGCGGUUGUUUUUAGAUGCCAAAUUGGUUUGUUGUAGCAAAGAUUUCUUUGUCGACUUACAAAUCAUGAAUUCUGUGGCACUUGGGUUGGAACAUUUGUAUGGAUUAUAAACUUUGCCUUUUUAUUAUUGAACAAGAGUAUUUGGCUUGAAGAUUG
Messenger RNA from Telopea speciosissima, 1121 nucleotides. RefSeq names its product 14-3-3-like protein. Lineage: Eukaryota; Viridiplantae; Streptophyta; Magnoliopsida; Proteales; Proteaceae. The record is from RefSeq and is a predicted model, not a curated record. Gene Ontology annotation, cellular component: cytoplasm. Gene Ontology annotation, biological process: signal transduction. The coding region runs from base 110 to 895 and encodes 261 amino acids. The transcript is spliced from 6 exons.